AUGUCCACCCCCUGUGCCGUCCCCCGGACGGCUCCCAUCGCCAUUGCCCCCAAACCGCCGCGCUUCCCCCCGAGCCGCCAGGGCAGCGUCCACCUCGACUCGCACCCAGGUUUACGGAACGGCUUUGACUCGCCCGGUUCCGACUCGGUCAAUAGCCAUCUUUUUCAUCCGUGUGAAGCUUGCUUUCGCAACAGAAAUGAGUGCGUCAUGAGCGAAGAAGGCGAGAGCUGCGUGGCCUGCCUCGUCGCAGGCACUGAGUGCUCCUGGGCAGAAAGCCCGCCGCUCAGGAAGCGCAAGCUGAAUGGGGACCUGGAAGACAACAGCAGCAAGAGAAGUUCACCAGGACGCUCUGAUUUUAGAAGACGGCGGCACCAGCAACAAAGUCUCUCAUGUGCCACCACCACCAGCUCGCUGAUAGAGGAUAUGGCCAACUUCGGCGGUCCGACGCUCCUGAAGCGCACUCUUGGACUCCAGGAGGAUAGAUACAGCCAAUACAUUGGACCAACCACCGAUUUCGAGCCAUCUCUUAUCAACCUUUCCAACUUCGACACCCAUGACGAGAGCCUGCUUGCGCGGGGUACGCUCCGGAGGGUCAGUGAUGAAGACACCUUCCUGCUGCUCCCCGACAGCGCCACGCCUGGUUAUCAUCGCAUCCUGGAAGAUGCCGACGAGAUCGAGAGGAUAGUAGCGCCGAAUGGGCGCAAGCUAAUCGACCUGUACUUCAAGAUCGUUCAUCCGGCCUUCCCCAUUCUCCAGAAGAAUGUCUUUUACGAAAAGUACGAGCGCUCGUACCGCGAAUUCUCGCCCCCGCUCCUCGCCGCCAUCUACCUGCUCGCCAUCAACUGGUGGGACCACUGCGAGGAACUAGCCGGACAGCCCAAACCGAAUGUGCGCGAGCUCGAGCGGCUGGUGCGGACCAGCCUGGCUGACGCUAUGUAUCGGCCGAAGCUGUCCACGAUCCAGGCCGGCCUGAUCUUGUCUCAGCGACCGGAGGGUGACCAGUGGGCGCCCACCGGACAGCUCGUGGCCAUUGGUCAGGAACUCGGCUUGCACUUGGACUGCACACACUGGAAGAUUCCUCCAUGGGAGCGUGGUCUGAGAAAACGCCUUGCUUGGGCUCUGUACAUGCAGGAUAAAUGGGGGGCUCUCGUCCAUGGUCGUCCGUCGCACAUCUUUGCCUCCAACUGGGCUGUCCAGCAGCUGACUCCGAACGACUUCCCCGAAGUCGAAUGGGACGAAAACAAUAUGGAAGAGCGCAUGGAGAUUGAGCGCGGUCGCGCUGUGUUUGGACAAAUGGUGCAGUUGUCUCAGAUCUUAGCCGAGAUUCUCGAGACCUUUUACACUCUGCAGGCUUCACAAGCUGUGGCUGCAGCGGGCCCUCAAGGAACACAGUUGGUCUUGUCGUUGGCGAAGCCGAUACAGCUGAAGUUGAAGGAGUGGUACAGCGGGCUUCCAGCCAUUGUCCGUAUGGAGCCGAGCAUACAUCAAAGCAUGCAGCAGCCCGGCAAGUUCUCGCCUAUUGGAUACCUGCACCUGGCCUACUUUGCCACUGAGAUUACUCUCCAUCGUCGCAUCAUUCGUUCCAUGGAGUCAUCGGCGCAGGCAGCACGAGCUGCUGCACAAUCAGGGGCAAGCAAUGCCACUACAAACGGGGCCGGAACCAAGACGUCGCAAUAUUCGGCGUCACCAGCCGGCAGUAAUCUUGGGAACCCCUACCCUCCUUGCGGAAUUGACCCCUAUGUCCAGCAUAUCUGCCGUAGCGCUGCCAAGGCCCGUUUGAUCUCGGCCAUGGACUUUGUCAACCGUCUAACCCCAGCCCAUCUCCGCGCUUUUUGGUACUUUGCUUCUAAGACUAACUUUGCUCUGAUCGGCACGUUUGGUUCGUUGCUGUGGGCUACGUCCCCCGGCCGUGAGGAGGCUGACUGGUACCGUCGUCGUCUGGGCGAGUAUCGCUGGACGCUGUCAGUUAGCUCGAAGCCCGGCGAGGGUAAGGGCCUGACGGAGUUUGCCAUGGGCAUGCUCGACAUCUCAACCGGCCUGCUCAAGCAGCUGCCCGAGAAGCCGUCACUGAGCCGGAGUAACAGCGCUGUUGACCUGGAUAUGGUUCGCAGACAGAGCAUGCUAGCGCUCGGCGCUGCUAGUCCGGCAGCAGCGCUGCCGGGGCGGAGUUCUAGCAUGGCUAGCAUGAGCGGCCUGAGUACGCACGGAGGUAGUGCGGGUUCCCGGUUCCAACAAAGUAGUGCCGAGGGUAGCGGGGUUCAGAGCCCAAGAAGUCCAGAGAGCGACGAGAGCGAUGAUGACGAUGGUGUCUAUGGCAACUUUUCCGCGACCGCUGGAAUGGCGGGGAUAGGCGACUGA
This is a messenger RNA of Thermochaetoides thermophila DSM 1495, 2358 nucleotides long. RefSeq names its product putative specific RNA polymerase II transcription factor. Bases 1 to 2358 code for a protein of 785 amino acids. Gene Ontology annotation, biological process: DNA-templated transcription. Lineage: Eukaryota; Fungi; Ascomycota; Sordariomycetes; Sordariales; Chaetomiaceae. Gene Ontology annotation, molecular function: DNA binding; zinc ion binding. Gene Ontology annotation, cellular component: nucleus. The record is from RefSeq and is a predicted model, not a curated record. The transcript is spliced from 3 exons.